This is a messenger RNA of Carassius gibelio (silver crucian carp), 772 nucleotides long. Its product is annotated as retinitis pigmentosa 1-like 1 protein. The record is from RefSeq and is a predicted model, not a curated record. The transcript has 2 exons. The coding region runs from base 101 to 772 and encodes 223 amino acids. Gene Ontology annotation, cellular component: axoneme. NCBI's taxonomy places the organism in Eukaryota, Metazoa, Chordata, Actinopteri, Cypriniformes, Cyprinidae. Gene Ontology annotation, biological process: retina development in camera-type eye; photoreceptor cell development; axoneme assembly.
CAGAGAGUAUAGCCCUGCUAUGUUCUCAUGUGGUCCCUUUAUCAUCUGAUUAAACCCAUAGUCAACUGACAUCAACUACAGGCCACUGGAUGAAAUUAAAAUGGCCUCUCACAAGCAAAGCUUUCAAUGCUUUGACACCAUCACAGACGACCCAUCUCUCAAGCCCCCUUUCCCCCAUGGACACAGCUCCUCAGCGUCCUUCAGAGGCUCAUCCGGUUCGACCAGACUGGAGCCGCUGGAGGCUCAUGGAUGCUAUCUCUGUGCUGAUCACCAGCAGGCCAAGGCGAUGGCCUCAGAGGCCACAGGAGCUUACUCAAACCCAUGGUAUCAUUUCCAGACACAUCCACACUCUCAGCAGUAUACAGUCAGGAGGCCCAGUCGACCUGAGGAAGCUCCUGGGCACGUUGAAGAUCACCACCAUCACCAUCCUCACAGGCACUCCAGGAAGAUUGUGCUUGUGAAAAACAGUGACCCGUCUGUGCGGAGGAGCAUCGUGCUGCGCCGCAGGAGCCUGCGCAGUCUGGCGCUCUUCAUGGACGAGGUCUCUGAACUCAUGCAGUGUCUCAUCAGGAAGCUCUACACACUGGAAGGCCACAAGGGGAACACUUCUUGGCUUGGAGUCCACAGAAUGUCUGGAGUCGUUCCAGGAAUUUCCUAUCCAUCAGAGCUGGACUCGCUAGUCAUUGCUGACUCUGGUCAGCGCUGCUGGUCCUCUGUGGGUCUAGAGCAAGCACAUCCUAUUAGCACUGCCACAGGCCUGUACUUCCCAUAG